AAAUCAAGUUGACUCAACAGAUUUAUUUUCAGACGAUCUUUGAUAAAUCUUUGGAAGAACCAAGAUUCACUUAUUUGGUCCAAAAAAACAAUAGCUAAACUGAAUAAAAUCUCAGAUGGACACUAAAAUAUUGUUCUUUUAGUGUAUUGUACCAAUUUUGUAUCCGUUUGUGCCACCUUUAACGUCGGUCCUCACUAGUACAUCAGUAGAGAUGUGUUUGCUGAGCUGAUGUUAAUCUUCUUAUGUAAGAGUCGGUUUAAUUCACUUUCACUUUAAUCCUCCGGCUUCAUGUUAAUCCACUGAUGGAGGCAGCCAACGCUCCACCAGGAACAUCUGACUCCUCUGGGUUCUGGUUCUGGGUUGUUGUGAUCUUUGGCUCCCCAGUGGAUGAACCCUGAUGAUGUCAGCGAUCUUCUGAGGUCACCUGUGGCUCCACCUACAGGUGAGGACAUUGAGCAGAAUUCUGAUUGGACGCCUGUGAAGCUGCUGCCGUUAAACUCUAAACGUUUAGCUGAAUGAUCUGAGCUGAAGUGAUUCUUCAUCAUGACGGAGGUCCGGAGUCUGCAGCUGGCAGAAGGAACAGAGUCUGCAGACAGCGGCAUCGGAGACGUGGACGACCUGCCGCUUCCUCAGCAGAUCACCGUCAGCAGCAUCACCUGCGACUCCUUCAAGAUCAGUUGGUCCAUGGACAGCAGAGGGCGGGACCGGAUCAGCCACUACUUCAUCGACCUGAACAAGAAGGAGAACAUGAGCUGCAACAAGUUCAAACACAAGGACGUUCCCACUAAGCUGGUGGCAAAGGCGGUUCCGCUGCCGAUGACGGUCCGAGGUCACUGGUUCCUGAGUCCUCGGACCGAGUACACCAUCGCCGUGCAGACGGCCGCCAAGCAGCCGGACGGAGAAUACGCUGUUUCCCAGUGGAGCGAGAUCAUCGAGUUCUGCACCGCAGAUUAUUCCAGCGUCCACCUGAACCAGCUGCUGCAGAAAGCCGAGGCCAUCGGCGGCAGGAUGUUGCCCUUCACCGUCUUCUACAGGAACCAGCAGACGGACUACUUCCUGCCAGACAGAGACGCUCAAUGUCGCCACCUGCUGCCGGCGGUGAAAGACGACAGCGGCAGCCAUGGUUCGCCCAUCAGCGGAAAACUGGAGGGAAUCUUCUUCAGCUGCAACACCGAGUUCAACACUGGGAAACCCCCGCAGGACUCUCCGUACGGACCCCACCGCUUCCAGAUCCAAGCCGACGUCCUCUUCAACCACAACACCAAUGUGUACUUCGGGGAUUUCUACUGCAUGUACACGUCGUACCACUACGUCAUCGUGGUUUUGGCUCCCGUCGGCUCCACGGGAGACUCCUUCUGUAAGGGGAGGCUGCCGGUUCUGGACCGAUCCAACAACCGCUUCCUGACCUGCACCGAGGAGGCCGAUGGCUCGUUGUCCUUCCGCCAUGCUCAGGAUGUCAUCCUGGAGGUGAUGUACACCGAGCCGGUGGACCUGUCGCUGGGAACGGUGGCCCGGAUCAGCGGCCACCAGCUCAUGAGCCUGUCCACCGCCAACGCCAAGAAGGACCCCAGCUGUAAGAUCUGCAACAUCAGCGUUGGACGUUAGCUUCACCCCAGAUAACCAGCUAACCCGCGUAGUAGCUAACAGCUAAGCUACUAAUAAACUCACCGCUCUCUCUCUGUGUGGAAUAGUUUGGUGCUGGCUGAUAGAGACCCAGAAGAACAAACCCACGGAUGGUCUGCAGCAUGUUUCAGGGUGAUGGCGCCCUCUGGUGGCCACAGUAGUGAUCACAGGAGGAGGUCAGGUGAAGAGGAGUAAAGAGGAGGUCGGGGUGGAGGGAUGGGAAUGUUCAUUUUAACCCUCUGAACUCUGAACAAUUUCUGGCUGUUUUCUGUCCUGUUUUUCUUCACUGAGGUUUAUUUUAAAGUCCUGCAGCUCUGUGGAACCAGAACAAGAAGAAGGAGAGAGAACUCAGAGAUGUUACAACGAUGGCAACCAGGACAGAAAGAAAACAGUUGAAUUGAUGUGAUUCUUUGUCUUCCAAAGAUUGAAAAACCUGCAAGCAACAUCUCCAACAUGUUCCCACAGAUGUUCCCAACACUGGAACUAAUGUAGAUUCCACAUACUGGAGAUAUUUCUAGUCCUACUACAGACAGUUUCCUCUCUGCUCUGUGGAAACAUGUCCGUCCUGUCAGCUUUAGAAGAUGUCAGAUUAGAUGUCAGAGCAGCAGGUUUCCAUCUGGUAGCUUCUCUCUGAGCUCACAUUUAAAAACUGGACGUUAAAACAGCUCAGCUACAAUAAAACUGUUCUCAUUCACAUGUUUUUCUGUUUCUGUUCAUCCAUCCAGGCAUCACAAUCUAGAGAUACGUAGAAUCUGGUUUCUGUUCUUUUCCUCUAGAACCAGCUGUGAUCAUCAGUAUUAUGGGAUGUAUCCUAGUGUGAACAGUUUAGACUCCUAGAAACAAUCAUUGGUUCCCUGGAUGUGUUUCUGGUUUCUGAUAAUUCACCAGAUAAACUUUAAAAAGGUCAUUCUGGGUGAACUUUAAGGCUCAUAUCAGCAGGUUGGGAGGUGGUUGGUAGAUCUGCAUUGAUCUUUACAGAUUUUCUGUUUUGUUUUCCAGUUUCAUGAAAGUAAAUAAAAUUACAGAUAAUACCUAGUAAAAUCACUGAAAACAGUAUUAAUUUAUAUAUUACCAAUAUGACAACAGGCUUGUAUCGGUGUUUAAUAAAUGGGAAUUCAUUCUUUUACAAAGUGAAUUUAUGCUGUUUUACUGUUUAAAUCAGCUAAAAAUAUAGAUAUUUUACAGAUGUUCACCAUUAUUGAGAGAAAAAGGGACAUUAAGGAUAGAAGAAAGACUGAAGAAAUGUUAUUUUACAGAUUUGCUGGGUUUUGUUAAAAUAGACAGAAAUAACAGUGAAUUUACGUUAUCUAUAAAAAUGAAAACAGUCCAACACUGUAAAUAAUGUCCACACCAAAAAUCUGCAUUUUUCUAAACAAUAAAUCUAAUUUAAUAUAAAAUGAA
This is a messenger RNA of Amphiprion ocellaris (clown anemonefish), 3024 nucleotides long. RefSeq names its product phytanoyl-CoA 2-hydroxylase interacting protein-like b (gene phyhiplb). Gene Ontology annotation, molecular function: protein binding. The record is from RefSeq and is a predicted model, not a curated record. NCBI's taxonomy places the organism in Eukaryota, Metazoa, Chordata, Actinopteri, Pomacentridae. Gene Ontology annotation, cellular component: cytoplasm. The transcript is spliced from 7 exons. Bases 544 to 1605 code for a protein of 353 amino acids.